ACAAUGAAAAAAUGAAAAGAAAACUCAAGAAGAAAACUUACCAAACAUAUUGAAUAAUGCUCAUACGGUGAUCAAUCAUGCAGUCAUUAGUCCUCAUACCAAUGACAAAUAAUAAAAGAAAACACAUAUUAAUUUAUUUCAUGCUAGACAUGAUAGACUUUGCAUUAAAAGAAAAAAAAAAGAAAAAAAAAAAAGAGGAAAACAAUGCUACAUGCUAGGAUGUCGUGUAUGCAUAAUAAUUUGGUGCGCCCCACGUUUGUCUAUAUAAUACAUGUAUAUACUACUAACCACCAAUGCCUCUAAUCGUCAUGUAUAUAUCACACAGAAGGAAGAAAUUUAUUAUGAAACAAUUCAUAUAAAGUAAAUAUGGCAAAUUCUUCCUUCUUCACAUUCCUUCUCCUUUUGCUUCUUUACACCAUUGUAGCCUCAGCCAACAAUCCUAAUGAUGAUGAGAUAGUCCCAAGUGACAAUGUGUUCACACUCCAAGUUCCAACAUUAGAUGAUAGCAUUUUGGAUAAUCUUCUUUCUUUUGGUUAUUAUCUUAAAAGUUGUCCUGAAUUUGAAUCCAUCCUACAUAACAAAAUCAAAGUAUGGAUUCAAAAGGAUCACACUUUGGCAGCUAGUCUUCUCAGGUUGCAUUUUCAUGAUUGCGCUGUUAGGGGCUGUGAUGGGUCCAUUCUAUUGGACCAUGAUGGGAGUGAGAGAAGAGCAGAAGCAAGCAAGAAGCUGAGGGGGUUUAAAGUGAUUAAUGAUAUAAAGGAAGAGUUAGAGAGAAGUUGCCCCAACACAGUGUCUUGUGCUGACAUUCUAAGUGCAGCUGCAAGGGAUGCCACUGUUGAAUUGGGUGGACCCUAUUGGGCAGUUCCUUAUGGUAGAAAAGAUGGCAGAAUCUCCAUUGCUAAAGAAGCUCAAAUCAUUCCCAUUGGCCGUGAAAAUAUUACUUCUUUGAUUGAGUUCUUUCAAUCCAAGGGCUUGACUCUCCUUGACUUAGUUGUUCUUUCAGGGUCUCAUACAAUUGGAAGAAGUUCAUGUGGAUCCAUUCAAUAUAGGCUAUACAACUACCAAGGGACUGGAAAACCAGACCCAACAAUAGAUCCAAAGUAUCUGAAUUUCUUGCAAAGAAAGUGUAGGUGGGCCUCAGAGUAUGUGGAUCUUGAUGCCACAACUCCAAACAAAUUUGACAACAAUUACUACAUUAACCUCAGCAAAAGAAUGGGGUUGUUGUACACAGACCAAUUGCUUUAUUCUGAUCCAAGAACUUCACCACUUGUUUCUGCAUUGGCUUCAACACCCUCCAUUUUCCAACAUCAAUUUGCUGUGUCUAUGUCCAAGUUUGGAGUAAUUGAUGUUCUCACUGCUCAGGAUGAAGGAGAAAUCAGGACCAAUUGCAAUUUUGUCAAUGCUUAUUGAUGAAUAUUGAUUAAUUCUCUGUUUUUUUUUUCUUUUAUUUGUACUUUGAUCUUGUUAUUUUCUACUUAAUUUCUUCUUUUGGUGCAUACUCUUACUGUUGAAAUUGUUACAUCAUAUAUUAAUUUUAUUUCAAAUGUGACAAAAAAUAA
Molecule: messenger RNA, 1559 nt
Organism: Arachis ipaensis
Lineage: Eukaryota; Viridiplantae; Streptophyta; Magnoliopsida; Fabales; Fabaceae
Product: peroxidase 7-like
Biological process (GO): response to oxidative stress; hydrogen peroxide catabolic process
Molecular function (GO): peroxidase activity; heme binding
Source: RefSeq, a predicted model, not a curated record